UUUAAAACACACACAGAAGAUGUCUGAAUUUUUGCCUGAAGAGAUUGUAGUUCAAAUAUUAAGCAGAUUGCCUGCCAAGUCUGUUUUAAAAUUCAGUUGUGUGUGCAAGUUAUGGAAUUGUAUCAUCAAAAACCCUAAUUUUAUCUCUACUUUCUCAUCAAACAAACAUAACCAUUACAUCUGUCUGCUUCGCUCUUUUAGCGACCAAUUAUCUCUGCAUAUGGACAACGAAGAUCUGGAUGAGUACCUGUCUCUAAAUCUACCUUUCAACGUAGGCAACAUCUUCAUUGCUGCUGGCUGUAGUAAUGGUCUUGUCUGCCUCUAUUAUGUCACCGCGUAUAAGUUUAUUUUUUGGAACCCUUCAAUUAGAAAAUCGUGGCUGAUAAACGAACCUAUUUGUGGUCUUCUUGGUUCCGUAAAUGUAACUGGGUUUGGGUUUGAUUCAAGAACGAACGAUUACAAAUUGUUAUUGGCUCGGUUUUCGGUGUGCUCUAUUAAGGACGUGGUUCUCUAUUCACUAAAUUCUAAUUCUUGGAAGAAAAUCACUAAUUUUGGUGGUGGCAGGACUAUAAUUAUCGAGGGCAUAGGUUCGUUGAAUACUUCAGUUCUCGUUAAUGGCAGAUUUUAUUGGCUUGUGAUUGCUGAGAAAAAGAAUAUAGUGUUGAUAUUUGAUUUAAGAGAUGAGACGUUUGGAGAGAUAUCAUUGCCUCGAUGUUUGGAAAAUGCUUAUCCUAAACCUUUGCAAAUAAAAGCAUUUGGAGAAUCGUCCAUUGCAAUUGCCUGUAUAAAAAGUCUGUGUGAGUGUGAUAUAUGGGUAAUGAAAGAGUACGAGACUUGUGAAUGGAUGAAGUUAGCAACAGUCGGAAAUUGUUCUCAGGUGCUUGAGUUUAGAGAUAACGGUGAAGUAUUGGUUCAGUCUGAUAGAAAGCGAAGCUUAGCAUCGCGUAAUAUAAAGAACUUAGCAUCGCAUAAUAUAAAGAACGGAUGCAUAAAGAAUCCGAUGGCUUUAGAAAGCAAUGAAACGGUGUGUGCUUAUAGGUAUGUGGAGAGCCUAGUGUUACUUGAUAAACGUAAUGAUAUUUCAAACGAGCCAUGAUUUUCCUAGCUGCACGUAGCUAAACGUCAAAUUGUUUUGAGUUAUUUUAAUAUUGAUAUCGUGUUUUUAUUUAUGAAAUGUAAUUGCAAUCUAGAUUCAGGAUUCUGUAGAAAUACUUUAUGUGCUGGUGUGUUACAA
Molecule: messenger RNA, 1234 nt
Organism: Mercurialis annua (annual mercury)
Lineage: Eukaryota; Viridiplantae; Streptophyta; Magnoliopsida; Malpighiales; Euphorbiaceae
Product: F-box/kelch-repeat protein At3g06240-like
Exons: 1
Coding region: 20-1096 (358 amino acids)
Molecular function (GO): protein binding
Source: RefSeq, a predicted model, not a curated record